UGAAUCUUUCAAAAUGAAAAUUUGAUACAGAGAAUUUUUUGCAAUACUGGACAGUUAAAACAAAUCUUUAUGGCGUCUAGUGGACAACAGGUUCGAAAACGCCCACUUCCAAGUUAUUUUAAAACAGAUUCUUCCGACGAAGAAAGUAACUCUUCUUCAGGAGACAAUACUUUUGGUCGGUCCGUUGAUUUGCCCAAAGAUGUUUCAAAUUGGACGGUAUUUGAUUUAGGCAAGCUAGGCAUAUUCUAUGAUCGAUUUGCUAAGCCGACACCUAACGAUGUUCUUCAAAUAGUUGCAGAUAAAACUGGCGAUUACGGAUAUUUAACUAAAGAUCAACAGGAAAUUGUAGAUGUAAUUUUAGAACACCUUGACUUUAAUCUCAUUAUAGAAAAAGAAAAGUUAAAACGAAAACAGUACCUUAAAGGGGAAAUUAUCAAUGAACUUCAUUUGACUGCAGACAAAAUACAAAAUCAACUGGAACAUGGAUCCCCUCCAUCACCUAGUCAGUCAGUGAUUUACAGACAUGCAUUAGACUUUAUAAAAGAAGUAACACGUUUGGUUUACAAGAUGGCAGAUUACAACAAUUUAGGAAGAGGAACACUUCCAGAAGCAUUUUAUACAUCAUUAAUGUCCAGUUUUGCAAGACUUUGUCAUUUAACACCUGUGCCAGGACAACUAUAUGAAACCACACUACAAAUUGCAGGCGUGAAAGUAACAUCAACUCCUGAUCUUGUAUUAGAGAAAAAUGAGGAUAUCACUUCUCAUUCUGUAUCAUCAAUUGUGACCAUUGAAGAGGUUAAGAAAGCUUCUGUUACAGCAAAAACAGACGAAAGAGAAGGAAAUGAAGAAGACAAAAAAGCAAACAUCCAACACUGGCUAAGUGAUAAAGUGCUUGGACAACAUGGAGGAGAACUUCUUUUAGCAUGGAAUUCUUUGGAAACAGAAUUUGUUCCAGGGAUGAUCUCAGUAGGAACAAAGAUAUAUUUCACAUUGCUUCACAUAAAUUCUGACCAUGUUGCUCUUCUUGGACCUGGGGUUAUAAAUAUGAAAGAAGUAAGAAAGCAAAAAGCAACGGUGUAUUAUUCAGAACCAAAAGACAUAUUAGUUAAAGAUGAUAGAAAUGCUCUGAUUCAGUCAGUGAUGAGAUUAAAUAAUUAGUGUAUACAUUUGUAUGUUCUAUGAACAUAAUCAUGUGUUUUACUUGAUUUUUUUGGCCUUGAAGGAUGUUCGCUAUUCUGUUUCAAACUAACAAGCUUUUUAAAAGACUUUUAUAAAUCAAUAGUUUAUAAAUAAAGGAACUGAAAAAGCAGAAAAAAAUGAAGGAUCCGUGUGCUUGUUUUCGAGAUAUAAGCCAUUGAAAAUUUAGCGGGAAAUGAUUCUCUCUAGAUUUUUCAUACAUUUAACAUUGGCACCUUUUUUAGUCCCCUACCGACGAAGUCAAAGGGGACUUUAGGUUUGCACUCCGUCUGUCUGUCUGUCUGUCUGUCAGUCAGUUUUCCACACUUUUUUUCUUCGUGCUUGAAGAUAUUGAUUUGAUAUUUGGUGUAUUGUUUUAUCGUGACAAGUUACAGAUCAAAUUCGAAUUUUGUUCUGGUCUGACGAUUUUGUGCAGAGUUAUGGUCCUUGAACUUAGAAAAUUCACUCAAAUAAUCAGUUUUCCACACUUUUUUUUUGUCAUACUUGAAGAUAUUGAUUUGAUAAUUGAUAUAUAGUUUUAUCAUAACAAGUAACAGAUCAAGUUCGAAUUUUGUUUUGGUCUGUUGAUUUUGUGCAGAGUUAUGGUCCUUGGACUUAUAAACCAUGACAAGUUAUAGAUCAAGUUAGCAUUUUGUUCCAGUACAAUGAAUUUUCAAUUGGUAGGGGACUAUGUAUUGCCAGGCAAUACUCACAGAAUGCUUGUUCUUUUUAAAAAACUUUGAAAAAAUAACAAGGAUUUUAUAAGAUUUUCAAAUAUGGCUUUUAAAACUAUAUGCAAUAAUAUUAUGAAAAGAAAAGUAGGGGUUAGCAGGCAAAAUUUGUUAUUGGCAAUAGAUGGAUAAAACCAGAGGAUACCGAAUAUCUGGCAAAAUUUCAAAAACAAGAGUAGCGAACAUCCUUAAGUUGGAUAGAGCUUUCUUUGAAAAAUCCUUUUUUGACUGUUGUCUAAAAGAUAUAAAUGAGCUUAGUGUUUUCCUAAGACAAUUUCAGCUCUGUGAUAGUUAGUGCUAUAGUAUUUUUUCACUGAACUAUUGGACUGAAUGUAAGGCUAUCCAAAAGGCUGUUUAAGAAUCUAAAGGACUAUGGGUAAUUUUAUUGUUCGUACCCCAAAAUGAAAAUAACGUCACUUCACUGGUUGAAUUUCAAUUGUUUAGAACGUUUUUAACCAAUCACAAUGCUUUGGUGUACAUUUUUGAAAAUAUUACCCAGAGUGCAUUAGAUUCUGAAACAACAAAUUAAACUGCAGCAUAAUGAGAUUUGUUUUUAUUAGUCCCCUACCGACGAAGUCGAAGGGGACUUAAGGUUUGCACUCCGUCCGUCUGUCUGUUUGUCUGUCUGUCCUUCUGUCAGUCCGGCAAAUCAGUUUUCCACACUUUUUUUCUGCAUGCUUGAAGAUAUUGAUUUGAUAUUUGGUAUAUUGUUUUAUCAUGACAAGUUACAGAUCUAUUUCGAAUUUUGUUCCGGUCUGAUAAUUUUGUGCAGAGUUAUGGUCCUUGGACUUGGAAAAUUUACUCAAAUAUUCAGUUUUCCACAUUUUUUUUCGUCAUUCUUAAAGAUAUUGAUUUAAUAAUUGGUACAUUGUUUGAUCAUGACAAGUUACAGACCAAGUUUGAAUUUUGUUCCGGUCUGAUGAUUUUGUGCAGAGUUAUGGUCCUUGGACUUAGAAAAUUCACUCAAAUAAUCAGUUUUCAGCACUUUUUUUCGUCAUGAUUGAAGAUAUUGAUUUGAUAAUUGGUAUAUAGUUUUAUCAUGACAAGUUACAGACCAAGUUUGAAUUUUGUUUCGGUUUGAUGAUUUUGUGCUGAGUUAUGGUCCUUGGACUUAGAAAAUUCACUUAAAUUAUCAGUUUUCCACACUUUUUUUCGUCAUGCUUGAAGAUAUUGACUUGAUAUUUGUUAUAUAGUUUACACCAUGACAAGUUAUAGAUCAAGUUAGCAUUUUGUUCCAGUACAAUUAAUUUUUAACCGGUAGGGGAAUAUGUAUUGCCAUGCAAUACUCUCAGAAUGCUUGUUAUGUUUGAAAUUUCAUAUGCUGACCUGAUAAUUUUUGAACACACACAUACUUGAAAUUUGUUGUAUAUUUAAAUUGUGAAAUUUUAUUAAAUUAUACUAUAAUUUUGCAUAUUAACAUGAUUAAUUUCAGCUAUUAAUGGACCACUUUGAUAAAAGAUAACUUAACAAUAAUUUAAGCAUUAGAUGUUUGUUUCUGAAACUUAAUUGUGAUUUUGUGUAUUUGUAUUGUACAUGCUGCAUUUUUUUCAGUUCAUAAUAAAAUAUUUUUUACUUAAAA
Mytilus californianus (California mussel) is the source of this 3486-nucleotide messenger RNA. RefSeq lists its product as uncharacterized. NCBI's taxonomy places the organism in Eukaryota, Metazoa, Mollusca, Bivalvia, Mytilida, Mytilidae. The coding region runs from base 70 to 1158 and encodes 362 amino acids. The record is from RefSeq and is a predicted model, not a curated record. The transcript has 5 exons.